AUGUCAUACGCUCGUCGAAGAUUUCUUCCUUCUCGACCAUUUCGAGUUCGAAUUAUUUUACCUCCACGUCCUUACUAUGGAGGAAGGAGGGUAUUUAGACCUGCUAGUAUUCUAGGUGGUGCCCUUGGAGUACUUGGUGGUACUCUCGGUUGUCUACUUUGUUUAUCAGCUAUUGCUGCUUUAGGUUUAUUUUCGUGUAUAGUUGCUAUAACGGCUUAUGCCAGUAUGUAUACAAAAUUUUUACAUUUAUAA
This is a messenger RNA of Rotaria sp. Silwood1, 252 nucleotides long. The record is from the annotation of a GenBank genome assembly. Lineage: Eukaryota; Metazoa; Rotifera; Eurotatoria; Philodinida; Philodinidae.